Messenger RNA from Empidonax traillii (willow flycatcher), 533 nucleotides. It is a transcript of the gene NAB2, whose product is annotated as NGFI-A binding protein 2. Gene Ontology annotation, biological process: regulation of DNA-templated transcription. Bases 39 to 533 code for a protein of 164 amino acids. Gene Ontology annotation, molecular function: transcription factor binding; transcription coregulator activity. The transcript has 3 exons. Gene Ontology annotation, cellular component: nucleus. Lineage: Eukaryota; Metazoa; Chordata; Aves; Passeriformes; Tyrannidae. The record is from RefSeq and is a predicted model, not a curated record.
CGGAGCGGCCGGAGGGCGGUUCCAGGCGGCGGCUCGCCAUGGCCCUGCCCCGCACGCUGGGGGAGCUGCAGCUGUACCGGGUGCUGCAGCGUGCCAACCUGCUGGGCUACUACGAGACCUUCAUCCAGCAAGGGGGGGACGACGUGCAGCAGCUCUGCGAGGCGGGCGAGGAGGAGUUCCUGGAGAUCAUGGCGCUGGUGGGCAUGGCCACCAAGCCCCUCCACGUCCGCCGCCUCCAGAAGGCCCUGCGCGAGUGGGCCUCCAACCCGGGGCUCUUCAGCCAGCCCGUGUCGGCCGUGCCCGUCAGCAGCAUCCCGCUCUUCAAGCUCUCCGAGGCCGGCGGCCCGCUCCAGCCUGGGGGGGUGGGGGGGGUUGGUGGACGGCUCAAAACCCCAAAGCAAGCGCUGACCGUGGGGGUGCGAGGGGGCCGCGUCCCCCUCCGUGGGGGUCCUGGUGUCCCCCCCCUGCCGGGCACCGGGCUGGCACCUCCGCCCCAGCGCCGUUCCCGCUGCCGCCUCCCGCCCCCGCGGUGA